AUGGCUGAAUAUAUUAAGACCGGUGUCGAGUCUGUAGCCGGCGUUACGGCAGAAGUUUAUCAAGUCCAGGAGACUUUGUCCGAUGAGAUCUUAGCCAAAAUGCAUGCGGCACCUAAGAAAGAUCAUCCCGUGGCUACGCCAGAUAUCCUCAAGAAUGCCGAUGGAUUGCUAUUGGGCUUUCCUACGCGCUUCGGCAGCAUGCCGGCGCAAGUCAAGGCGCUAUUUGACGCUUGUGGCGGUCUAUGGUCUGCCGGUGCGUUGAUUGGCAAGCCUGCAGGUAUCUUCUUCAGCACUGGCACCCAAGGUGGCGGUCAAGAGACUACAGCUCUAACUUCACUGACGUUCUUGGCUCAUCAAGGCUUAACCUAUGUACCACUCGGCUAUCGUAGUCCUUUGCUCUUCAACAUGGAUGAGGUCCACGGUGGAUCUGCCUGGGGUGCUGGUACUUUUUCUGGUGGAGAUGGGUCUCGCCAACCUAGUCAGCUUGAACUGGAUGUUGCCAAGGUCCAGGGUGAGUCAUUUGCUAAGAUUACUAAGAAACUAUCAGCUGAAGUUCACUUUCGUGACGGUCCGUACGUCAUUGGACAGCAUCAGUGGAGACCGGGGAAUCUAGCUGGAUUAAAAUGGUGCAAUAUGUGUCAGACCAUUGUCUAUGGCAUCCGCAGCUAUGUGGUCACGUGCGACAUCUGCGGCAUGUUUGCGCAUGCACAAUGCGCGGCUUCUAUAAUGCACUACAAGAGCAUACCCAGUUCCUCUUCGUCAAGUGAUUUUGUUGGUGGCACUUCUGUAUUCCCAUCUACGUUAUCCUGUGCCUGUAAAUUGCCUGGAGUACUGCUGUCACUUGCAACAGAUUCGUCAAACAACAAUGAAACAGAGCUUUCGCUCAUGUCGAUGCAACAGCAACAACACAUAUGGAUAAAGGGUAACAUCGACCCGAUGGACUCUUGCUCGUUGUGUGGACUCUUCUGCGGAAGUAUUUUAGCACUCUCAGGACUCAAAUGUGCGUGGUGUCAUGUACGAGUGCACGAGGAAUGCUUCCAGCAGGCACUGGCCCGUGUACAUCGACCGCCGCUAUUACGACGUUGCAGCUUGGGUCGGCAUGCAAACCUCAUCUUACCUCCGUCUUGUGUUGUGUUGCACGACCCUAACUCAAUUGCUACCAAGUCACAACGAGCACUCAACUCGAUGCGUAGUGUAGCGCAUAUCGCAGCGAAGAAAAUGUCUACUAUUCGUCUUCGACGUGGAAUUACCAGCAACACAAUAAAGCCGCCGAUUCCUCCAACAAGAACUUUGCGAAGCGAGGUCCCUAGUGAGUGGGAGAAUCCACUUGUAGUUUCAUCAAACGCCGUGUCCGGAUUCGAUGGGCUACCGUAUGAUCUCGUUGAGCUUCCCAAGGAGACUACUCCACUUUUGGUUUUUAUCAAUAGUCGUAGUGGUGGUAAGAUGGGGCUACAUGUUCUUCGACACGUGCGAAAGCGGCUUAAUCCCCUACAAGUAUAUGAUCUAUCGCACCAAAGCCCCAUUGAACCACUGCGUCGGUUCACUGGGCUUCCACGACUGCGAAUUCUGGUUUGUGGUGGAGACGGAACUGUAGGCUGGAUACUUGGUGCUUUAGAUGAGAUCGGAGCUCCACGGCAGCCACCUAUUGCAGUUCUGCCGUUGGGUACUGGUAACGAUUUGGCUCGUAUUUUGGGUUGGGGUUCCGGCUUUUCAGCCCCCACAAAUGUGAGCGAAAUUCUUAGUGAAGUGGAAGCUGCCCAUGUUAGUCUGCUGGAUCGGUGGGAAGUGACCAUUGGCCAGUCGCAGAAGCGCGUCGUCUUGAACAAUUACCUGGGUAUCGGGGUGGAUGCUCAGGUGGCGCUUGAGUUCCAUCAACAGCGUGAACGCUCGCCGGGGCUUUUCAUGAGUCAGUUCGUGAACAAGUUGUGGUAUAGUCAAUUUGGAGCAAAGAAUUUUCUUGUCCGAACGUGUGCCGGGUUGUCCGAUAGAAUUGUACUCGUUUGCGAUGGAAAGCGCAUCACAUUUCCUGAAGGAACAGAAGGCGUCAUUAUCCUCAACAUUAACAGUUACGGCGGUGGCUCAAAGCUUUGGCAUGAUAACACAGAAUCCGACAGCGAGGACUCGGACUCGGAUAGCGAGACAGAUGAUGACCGAAGCCAGACGAGCAGUGGUGGCAGGUGCAACACCAGCACGCACUUCGGUCCUUCUUCUCCGCAUGAUGGUCUACUCGAUGUCGUAGCAGUAUAUGGCACAUUGCAUCUCGGCCAGAUGCAGGUGGGCUUGUCGAAGGCAGUACGUUUGUGUCAGGCCAAGUCCAUCAGUCUUUCUUUGAAAGAAACCCUGCCUGUGCAGAUCGACGGCGAACCAUGGCUGCAAAAUCCUAAUGAGAUGGAGAUAUCAUUUUUGCAGCAAGCGUUCAUGCUUAGUCGCACUGUCGACGAACGUGAUGUUGUGACGAAGAAAGUUAGCGAGGUGUUGGACUGGGCAGAACACACGCACACUAUAUCCUCUCAACAGCACGACCUCUUACUCGUUGAGAUCGCUCGUCGUGUCGCGGAAACUGCUACAUCAAGACGGUCGAUAGGCUCACGAGCUCUACUAUCUCCAAUUCGUCGCAACGAUGAGAGACGGUCGUUUAUUAUGGCUGACUGA
Peronospora belbahrii is the source of this 2652-nucleotide messenger RNA. The record is from the annotation of a GenBank genome assembly. Lineage: Eukaryota; Oomycota; Peronosporomycetes; Peronosporales; Peronosporaceae.